This is a messenger RNA of Caenorhabditis auriculariae, 989 nucleotides long. Lineage: Eukaryota; Metazoa; Nematoda; Chromadorea; Rhabditida; Rhabditidae. The record is from the annotation of a GenBank genome assembly.
AUGGGUCAAUAUCUGAGCACACCGGCUGCACCUUCAGCUGCACCUUCAGCUGCAGCUCCACCUGAGAAAAAAACUGAAGUCAAAGUAACGGAUUACGCAAAAUAUUGUUUAAAAUGAACAUUUCAAGGCGGGUACCGUCUCGGAAAGCACACAGCAGCCGCCGCCUUCCAACACCGGGUCCAUUUUGGCCGGGCCAACGGCUUCGCCGGCCAAGACACAGACGCCAAAGAGCGCAGUUAUGCCGCCGGCCUCGCCCAAGCCGGUUUUCAUUCCUCCAGCUGAUACUGUGAGUUCGAAGACUUGAGCAGCUUGAAAAUGAUUUGAUGGAAGAAAGGUUCAAUAUUAUGAGUAGGUUAUCACCGAGGCAAAGUUAACUUAUUGGUUUGAAAAGCUUCGAGGUAAACUUUGAUAUUUGAAUUUUUUGAAGCUUGUGGUUGGACUUUCUUUUUUUUUAUUCAAAGUUGGGAAAGAUUUUCCGAUAAAAUGGUAUUUUUCGAAGACGUUUUUGGCAGUUUUGGAAUGAACUUUCGGAAAAAGCUUCAUCGGAUAAAACUAUAGCUGAUUCACGGCCAGCUUGGGACGCUAAGGGGCGUGUCCUGACUGCACUCUCCACGAGCCAGGCGCUAUUUCGUGCAUUAUCGCGUCAGGACCCUUUUUUCGAUGGAUCAAGCCAGCCGUGAAUCAGCUAUAUUCGUAUUUAAAAGCAUUGUCUAGACCAGGCAAACAAUUGAAAAAAAAAGCCUAAAUUAGGGACUAUUUCCAUCCGAAGAAUCUUUGCAGGCUUAUUUCGGAAGAAAAUUAUUUGAAACUAGCAAUUUUUCAUAAUUUUAACCUGAGAUUUUUGAAACCUUCCACCUUUAAUUUUUCAGUUGGAGAUCAAAAGUUUGGUCUUUCAGAGAAAGAAAGCGAACACGUUCGACGCGAACUACGACACACUGGCGAUGAUGCCCGACGUCGAUUGGAAGAGAAGCGAAAAAUCCAGCAAAUAG